Molecule: messenger RNA, 651 nt
Organism: Fonsecaea monophora
Lineage: Eukaryota; Fungi; Ascomycota; Eurotiomycetes; Chaetothyriales; Herpotrichiellaceae
Exons: 2
Coding region: 1-651 (216 amino acids)
Source: RefSeq, a predicted model, not a curated record
AUGACCGCCAACGCAACAACUCAGCCAUACGCGAUUCCCAACUACAUGAGCCAACAACCUUCCCCAGCCAGCUCAGCCUCACCCACUUCUCCUCGCAUGCACGACUACAUUCAGCAGCAUGCCCCCAAUCCGUACAAGCAGCUUCGGCCGCUCAAAUCCCCUCUCUACGUUCCUGCUGCGCUGCGGCCAACCGAACACUUCUGCACACCGUCUCCUAUGACCCCACCAAAAAGUCUGCAUGGAUCGUUGGACAGUUUGCAAGAAGACGAAGGUCGGACAGCAAGCCCGGACUCUCAAGACGAACUGGCUCUGGACGCUUUUGACCCUGAUUGGGCUCAGGAGGAGGAACUGGGUGAAGUCACAGGCCCGCCAACCAGAGAACAUUGGAAGUUCCAUCCCGACGGCAUUCCCUCCCGGGCAUGCGAGGUAUGUCACCGGCAGUAUCAACGCUGGGAUACGGCCAGGUCAAUCCGCCGCAAGAACAGCCAGAACAGCAAGGAUGACUGCAGCAACAACGAGAGCGGUCCUCCGACGCCUCUGGCGGGACCGACGGGUCACCGAAGGAUGAUUUCCAGCGGCCUUCGUACGGGCAAACCGGUCGCGGAAGUCGCUAACAGUGUACCCAAAGACUGGGCCUGGAGCACUUUCUGA